This is a messenger RNA of Cheilinus undulatus (humphead wrasse), 2446 nucleotides long. RefSeq names its product MAF1 homolog, negative regulator of RNA polymerase III b (gene maf1b). Gene Ontology annotation, cellular component: nucleus. Bases 560 to 1297 code for a protein of 245 amino acids. Gene Ontology annotation, biological process: negative regulation of transcription by RNA polymerase III. The record is from RefSeq and is a predicted model, not a curated record. NCBI's taxonomy places the organism in Eukaryota, Metazoa, Chordata, Actinopteri, Labriformes, Labridae. Gene Ontology annotation, molecular function: RNA polymerase III core binding. The transcript has 8 exons.
AGGUUCCGUUGUUUUGAUGAGCAUAGAUACGUCGCUGAAGAAUUCGUCGAUUUGCAGAGAGCUUUAACGGUUUCGUUGAAUUUCAAAGCGAAGUAGCUCGUUAGUUGCUACUUUUUGAUCGAGUCGCUUGGAAAAAAGCGACUUGAUUAUUCUAUACGAGGCUUUUUGUAAAAUCAGGUCGAAAGGGAUGCCGCUGCAGACAGACUCCGACGGACGCCAACAGUCUUUGGAUUUAAUCUCAUCGCAUUUAAUCGGAAAGAGCAGCUUUUCUAUAAAUUUAAAAAGCCUCAGAAUAACCCAUCCUCGACCGAGUUCUUGUGGAAGAUGCUUAAGUACAAGUGCAUGUUAAAACCUCGGCUGUAAAUUGAAGUCAGGAGCGUUUGUAGUCAGUAAGCUAGACGCUAGUUAGCCCUCCGUUAGCUGGUCAACAACAAAGCGGGAUUGUUAAUCUUUUGCUUCACCGAGUACAGUUAGGUGAUUAAAACGAGUGUCUACAGUCGACAACUUGACUUUUGAACCCUUUGUUUUCCGCCUGUGGUGAAAGUAUCGCUCGACAGCAAUGAAACUGUUGGAAAACUCCAGCUUUGAAGCCCUCAGCUCCCAGCUGUGCGUUGAAACAGGAGAGGCUCGCAUCAUUGGCAGGAUUGAGAGCUACUCCUGCAAGAUGGCAGGGGACGAUAAACAUAUGUUCAAGCAGUUUUGCCAGGAGGGGGAGCCGCAUGUCCUGGAGGCCCUCUCCCCACCUCAGUCCACCAGCACCACCAGCCCUUCACAGCUGGGGAAGAGCAGCGAGGACGGGGAGAACCCUCUGAGCGACAAGUGUUGCAGGAAGACUCUUUUCUACCUCAUCACCACGCUCAACGAGUCCUUCAGGCCCGACUAUGACUUCAGCGCGGCACGGGCCCACGAGUUCAGCCGGGAGCCCAGCCUCAACUGGGUGGCUAAUGCAGUAAAUGGCAGCUUGUUCUCAGCUGUGGGAGAGGAGUUUAACUCUCUGGGGCCUGAGCUGUGGAACGCUAUAGACCAAGAGAUCAACCUACAGGGCUGUGACAUUUACAGCUACAACCCUGAUCUGGACUCAGACCCUUUUGGUGAAGAGGGGAGCCUCUGGUCCUUCAACUACUUCUUCUACAACAAAAAACUCAAGAGGAUUGUAUUCUUCACGUGUCGCUCCGUCAGCGUCUUAAGUGGCUACGGCCGUGAUUGUCUCGACAAUGAGCUGGACAUGGAGCUCGACAGCGAAGAGGAAAUGGAUGGCUUCACUGAGGACAGGUUCCCCAGAGCUCUUUGUGUGUGAGCUUCCACCGUGGACUCACCUCAGCCAAAGACCAUCUCGGCUGUCUCCCCCCUCUCUCCACCUUUUUUUUCACCUCAUGUACCUUCUUCUUGUCUUUUUUGUUGACGUUUUGCUGCCUCAUCCAAAGCCAUUUUCACACAUUAAUCUCGUGCAUGUUUGAAGGCCUCUCCUCUGCUGGCAGUGAACUGUACCGCGAGUCGGUGGACAUUUUGUUAAAACCCUGCGGUAUCAUUUAAGCUUCUUUAGUAAGUUUUUAUUUUAACCCUGAGCUCAAUGCCCAAAUAAGCACACAUGGAUACUCACAUGGGCUUCUCUGCAUUUGCCACAUUUCCAAAGAGACCCCCUUUAUGGACACUUGAGAAGAAAAGGAAGGUCUCAUUGUGGAUAAGCGGGCACCAGAAGAGAAAAACAAAACUGCAAGCAAGUUGAAUUUCUUGCAGGUGAUGUCAAACAAGAGGAGUCCAGCUAACACCAGCAUUAAUGGUUGAGAUUUGUGAUAUUCAAGCAUUGGAAGACGCUGAGCUGCGGGCUGACUCACUGAUCAGCGGAGAACUCAUCUGUCCUUCUUUGGUUGCUAGUUUUUGUGUGUUGUGUGUGACAUUGGCGUUACUGUGAGUUUUUUUAGCACUGAGUUUAAAGUCUUUAACGCUGCGUUUAUAACUAAAACUUGUAUUAUUGAAUCUUAUUACUGCGAAAAGCUCGUCUGUACUUUAGACAGUAGGGCAUUACCAAGGGAAGUGUUGGCGCCUGGGUUGCAGCUUAGAAAACAUAUCAGCUUUUAACAGAAGUCCUGUUUGGUUCUAAUCGGUUUCCCCUUCCAUGAUUGAUUUUCUACCUUGUCUGAAUCCAGUGUUCUUUUUCCACUGCUCAACUGAUCCUUCUCCUGGUUAAUGCUCAUUUCUAAAUGUCGGUCUUGCCAGUGAUUUUCUUUGCAAACUAUACAUGUGCAAAGGCAUCAUUAAAGUGAAUGUAUAGUAGAGGAAAAACAGUGAAAUGCUUUGUUUUACAUUAUUUUUUAGACAAACAAGAAGCUCCUCCUUUACGUUCCUGAAAGUCGAUAAGAGUUUUGUGACUUUUACUUGGCUGCUCUGUGCUUUGGUUAUUCAGCCGAUAUAUUGCAGAUGUGAAUAAAGAGUUGUUUGAAAAAGA